Candidula unifasciata is the source of this 1437-nucleotide messenger RNA. The record is from the annotation of a GenBank genome assembly. Lineage: Eukaryota; Metazoa; Mollusca; Gastropoda; Stylommatophora; Geomitridae.
AUGACCACCAUGUUUAAUUCAGCAGUGGCCACUCUACCAUCCAUUUACAACGCCAUCAUGACGACUGACAGCACGGCUUUAUCUGCCAACAGAAGCAUGUUAGAAAAUCAAACUGGUAUCACAAACUCGAUUACCAACAUCUCAAACAUCACAACUACUGCUGAAUCAAACGAUCCAGUCCAACCACCGAUACCGUACGAGGAAUGGCAGCAGAUUGUGAUCGCUGUUGUCUUGGGUGUUAUGAUUUUCUGCACGAUCAUCGGCAACUCUCUGGUUUGUCUUUCGGUCGCUAUAGUAAAACGACUGCAGUCGCCCUCAAAUUUGUUGAUAGUGUCUCUGGCUGUUGCAGAUCUGUUUGUCGGCGUCUUUGUUAUGCCUUUUGCGGCGGUUUAUGAACUGAACGGAUCUUGGAUUCUGGGUCCAAUUGUCUGUGAUAUGUUUACGACCACUGAUGUGUUGCUGUGCACGUCUUCUAUACUGAACUUGUGUGCCAUCAGCAUUGACCGAUACUUCGCUAUAACUCGACCUUUUCAGUAUGCCAUGAAGCGCACACCUAAACGCAUGGGCAUCAUGGUACUCAUCGUCUGGGGCGUGUCUGCAGUGGUCUCUAUCCCACCUGUCUUCGGAUGGAAGAGCGCGCACAUGCCUUUCAUCUGCAUGAUCAGCAGCGACAUAGGAUACCAGAUCUAUGCAACACUCUGUGCCUUCUAUCUUCCGCUGCUUGUUAUGGUUUUCAUAUACUUCAAAAUCUGGCGUGUGUCCUCAAAAAUCGCCAAAUCUGAAGCCAAAACAAAAAUUGGCAGUUUUGACAAAGGUGCAGAGUUUCAGCUUGGUCGUUGCUCCACAGAUUAUGGUGAUGGUAACAUUAUGCCUAACGGAUUAAUUCGUGAUGGUAACUUUAAUGGCGAAGACGACGCCUCUUUUGAGACUCUUCAAAAGAAAAUGGAGCUUGACAAAAACAGAAGACGCUUUACUAUUCGAUCCCUACUCCCGAGACAUCAAAGACUGACCAAUACAAGAGAGCGAAAGGCAACAAAGACAUUGGGAAUAAUAAUGGGAUGUUUCACACUCUGUUGGCUACCUUUCUUUAUCCUAGUUCUGGUAAAAACAUUCUGUUGCAGUGCUCCCAGCGCGCUGGACAGUACGCUCAAUUGGCUGGGCUAUGCGAAUUCUUUCCUUAAUCCUGUGAUAUACGCACGGUUCAACCGAGAGUUUCGGACACCGUUCAAAGAAAUACUGCUAUUCCGGUGUCAUGGAAUUAAUACUCGAAUGCGGUCAGAAAGUUACGUGGAACAGUACGGUCCUGUCGCUUCUCAUAGGGACAGUCUGCGACCUCCAACGGACACUAUUGUCAGGUAUAACAGCCAAGGUCAGACAGUUGUUGCUCUUGGUAACGGGUCAGUUAACGGUUCCAAGCACUCAGAGUACAAAAUUUGA